Molecule: messenger RNA, 297 nt
Organism: Durusdinium trenchii
Lineage: Eukaryota; Dinophyceae; Suessiales; Symbiodiniaceae
Source: the annotation of a GenBank genome assembly
AUGGAGUAUUUCAUGCGUUACAUGGCAGUCCCUGGGAAAAUAGAAAGUAUCAACGUGGUCAUCGAUCUGAAGGACUUGACCAUUUCUCAAAUUCCCAUCGGAGUGCUUCGAGAAGUUCAUAGGAGCAUGGGUAUGUACUAUGUCGGGCGGAUCUUCCGCUUCUACAUUUGCAACAUGCUUGGGACUUGGCUUGAGAGCACUUUUGCCACGAAGAACUGCAGAAUGCACAGUGAUUAUAGUUUAAUUCUAAUAUACGAUAUUCAAAAUUACGAAGAGUUUUUUCAAUGCAAAGAAUGA